Molecule: messenger RNA, 141 nt
Organism: Peronospora matthiolae
Lineage: Eukaryota; Oomycota; Peronosporomycetes; Peronosporales; Peronosporaceae
Source: the annotation of a GenBank genome assembly
AUGGGUCUGGCGAUGAAGCUUGGUUUUACGUACGACCAGUUGGUCGACACCGUGGGCAUUCAUCCGACGACGGCCGAGGCAUUUACGACGCUAGAGACGACAAAGAGCAGUGGUGACUCGACAACUGGCGGAGGAUGCUGA